GGGUGGGUGGUGGGGAGCACUAAUAAGGGGUGCAUUUGGACAAUAGCUACUCUUAUCUAGAGAACUGAUUCUUCCUGUGUUUUCAGAAAAUGUCUACAGGAUUAACUGUGUUAUGUUGUCAUUCAGAAUAAUGUGUCCAGGGUUAUAUAUUCUUAUACUUGGUGUUUUAUUUUUCUGUUGAUGGAUCAUCAGAAACUUUCUACAUUUUCCAGAUAUUAUCAAUUGCUGGAGAAAGUGCAGGUUGAUACUGUGAUGAGGAGGCUAUCUGAGGAACUUGGCUGGACAUAGGGCAAUUGGAACCUUCUGGAUAUUUCAUUUUUCUGCGGUGUUUACUCUCUGGGAGAACUCUCAAGAUGGUUUGUUAAGUACAUGGAGGUGGCUGAACCAAGAACAGCUCUGCCACAACAGAAGCACCAGAGUUACUUUGUACAGUGUUUUUGUUUCCAAAUAUUUAACCUUGAUUUGUGUGGAAUUCACACCUUGGACACCAAUGACAGUUUGCCUCAGUUUCCCCAAAUGGUACUGGAAUUAGAGUUACCAGAAAGUGUAUUGUUAGACUGAGCCCUGGAACUACAUGCUGGCUCUAAUGUCUUCUCUUCCUACUUCCUGUCAUCCGGUGAGAAUUUUGCCUAGGAAGUAACAGCUGGUUAUCAUGAAACUUUGUUUGGGAGUGCAACUCUUCUGAUGUGGAGACCAUGGUGCUAAUCCUAUCCCAGCACCUUGCAAGAUUUUGAUGUGGAUUCUGGCCUCAAUGGAGCAUUGCUGCUCAACAUCCAAAAUGGCAAUGAAACUGAUAUCUGUGCCCUUUAUUCCUAGCCUUGGCAGCUUCAUCUCAAUGGCAGCAUUGCCAGAAGCCUUGUGGUGAACGUGACCUGAAACGGUCUGUGAGUGACCAAGGGGUGGGGCUGCUUUGUACCAGCUUCCUGGUGAAGAUAAUAUUUAGUAGACAUUGUGAAUACAUGCUUGAUCCUUUUCCUGUAUACCAGUCUGUCUCUGGUGGUUGCUUUCCCAUUUUCUGAUCAGCAUGGGGUUGAUCAUUUCUGUGUGUAAAAGGGAGAAGCAUGCUACUAUGGCUUACAACUGCCGGGAAGCAGAGCAAGUUUACAGCCAACAGCUGCUGAAGAAGCCUCCCAAACCCAUUGAGAAAGCAGACAUCUGUAUAGUGCCUGUAAUACGGCAGGAAGAUGCUAAACAACCACAGGCUGAGGUAGAGGCUUUGCCAGAAAGUGUUUGGACUGAUUGCUUGGAAAAGACGUGCUAUAUGACUCCAACUCUGUACAGGACCCUUAGGAACCAGCAAAACCAAAUCAGCUUUGUUGAUCAAAGUGAAAGAUUUGCUCUCCCAGCUAUGCAUGUGCAACACAGGCCUUUCUCUGCUCUGAAGAUUGGAAAUCCUUGUGCUCAGAAUGUGUGGCCCACUGGCCAAAAGUCAUAUUCUGUCUCCCGGCCCAAGGGCCCUUUGUCAGAAGUAGCUCCACGACAACGGGAAAGGCCUGUCCCUAAGGCAAGCCCAGAAGAAGCUCACAGUCACCGGCACAUCUUAAGAAGCCUGGUGAGGCUCUCCAUGGCUGCUCUUGCUGAACAAGGCUCUGGCAGACAGUUAAGCAUUGAAUCAGCCCCUGUGCAGGGCCAAGUGAAGCCUAAACCCAAUCACAGAGGGAAUAAAUACACUGCUAAACAUGUGUGUUGUAGGAACCCCCACCCAAAUGUGGAGGAUCUCAUAACUAAGGCGGACAAUGAGAAUAGGCAUUGUGACCUGGAGCUACUAGGAGAAGAACUUGGGAACAUUUUAGAUUGUCCAUCAGGGCCGGGCAUGGACCAGCAGACUGAAGCAGGUCCAGCAUGGAUGGGCAGGUUGUCCAUUCCUCUAUCACUUGACUACAAGGAUAAUGUUGUAUCACCAAGCACAUUAUUGUUUCCAGUGAGCCAGGAAACCAGAAACAGAGACGCGCCUCAAACUUUUGAGACCUUUGGCAAAGCAACUGGAUGCAAAGUGAACACAGCAGAGCCCGGGCUGGCAAGCACCUUCCUCUCUGAAAUGGGCACUCUGUUUGAGAUGAUCUUGGCUCAGAAUCCCCGACCCCAAAUGGAUUCAUCCUUGGACUUCUUGCCACAAGUCUCAAUAUGUAGCCAAACCCUAGAUCUGGAUGGAGAUGUUUUGGGAGCUAACAGAGCUUUGAGCCAUAGAACAUUUUGAAAAAAAGGGUUUUCAAUAUAAAGGCCUCUCUGUGACUCCUAACUGCAACAGCAAGGAUGUGUGAACAAACUCAGCUCAGGGAACACUGCCUUUAAAUCUUUUACAUCCCAGGUACUAUCAGCCAGUCUGCCAACCUUAGCAAAUACCUUCUGACAUGGAAUUAAAACUGCAGAGGUCCUAACAAUCCUUCCUCAUGAAACCAUGGUAUAUGAAAAUUGUGUAGGAGGUCUCAACUAUUGCUAAUAUGCAUGGGAGACUGAAAGGCAAUUUGGAGCAUAGGUGAUUUUUCUCUUCAAACCUUUUCUGAUUAAGAUGAUGGAAUGGCAACAUCUAAGCUUGAUUCUGUUGUUUAUGUCAGACUUUUAGUCUCUAGUUGAGACUCAAACGAACUAUGAAGAUUCCAUUUAUAGUCUCAUGAAACUUAAAAGCCAAUCUUUGAGUUUGUUUCUUUAAAAAUAGAUAAACUCUCAGAAAUCAAAUGUUUGCUCCUAAACUCAAUAUCUAUUUUUAUUCUAACAUAUUAUCACUGCUAUUAAGAGAAUUUAGCAUCACUUGAGCUGUCUGAAAUUUAUGCACUUUACCAUCAACCUUGGGCUUAUAUGACUUAUUGCCCUCGUCCUAAAUUUUCUCUUUUGAGAAAUAUAGGCAAAAACUAUUUUUUUUCUCCCAAAAAUAGAGUUCCUUGUGCAGCAAGAAAAAUUCAAUAACUAGCCUGCUCAAAGUACAAAUAAAAAAUAAAAAAUGGUUUCUGCAAUAUACUGUGGACUGCAGGACCAGUCCAUAGUGGCUUAGAGUUAGUUUAAAAAAAACCUAUUUAUUAUACUUGUUGCCUCCUUUACAUUGGUCCUAAUCCACAUCUGCAAAGUUUCAGCAAUACUUCAGCAUUGUGCUUUGAGAAUCAUUGUAUCAGACUUUGUAUCAGACACUGAUUUUAGAAUAGUGACAAAAUUGUUUAUUAAGUUUUAUAACCCACAGACCUUCAUGUUAAUGAAGCAGAUUUGCUUUCAUUAGCAUUCCUUGUGCAGUAACAAAAGAAAAGUGACUCAGUAGUCUGUUUACCUUUAUAGUUAAUUACCUAGAUGAAAUAUUUCCAGAGUACUACUUUUAUGUUUGUGUAACAGUACAGUUCAACUCUGACAUCUGUGGGAAA
Molecule: messenger RNA, 3347 nt
Organism: Sceloporus undulatus (fence lizard)
Lineage: Eukaryota; Metazoa; Chordata; Lepidosauria; Squamata; Phrynosomatidae
Gene: PCDH12
Product: protocadherin 12
Exons: 5
Coding region: 1025-2197 (390 amino acids)
Source: RefSeq, a predicted model, not a curated record